Messenger RNA from Echinococcus granulosus, 651 nucleotides. RefSeq lists its product as hypothetical. The coding region runs from base 1 to 651 and encodes 216 amino acids. Gene Ontology annotation, cellular component: mitochondrion. The transcript is spliced from 3 exons. Gene Ontology annotation, biological process: electron transport chain. The record is from RefSeq and is a predicted model, not a curated record. Lineage: Eukaryota; Metazoa; Platyhelminthes; Cestoda; Cyclophyllidea; Taeniidae.
AUGGCUAUUCAGCGUAUGUUAUGUCCCGACACGUUGUUCUUUACUCUCCGGCUUUGUUGCGGUUGGGUUUGCGCUUGUGAUGUGCUGACCGCGGGGGCAUGUGCGGCUGUGCCUUCCGCGUUCAGUACUGUUGUGGUUAAUAACGCUUUUGGGGCCCCUGCGGAGUCGCGCGUAGGCGGGUUGCGCCGGUCAGGUUUUGUUCUCGUUGUCGGUCAGUAUUCGGUCAGCCGGUCGCGAUCUGUGCGUGCCGACUGGGAUGUUGCUGUACGUUCACUGAGCUGGGUCUGGGCUGGGAUUUGUGGUGUUUGGCUCGCAUGGGGGUCCGAGUUGGGGAACGGGGAGCAAAUCCGCCUUUUGGGAGGCCAUUUUUCUUGGACUAAGCCAAAUUGGCAAGACUACAGAAUUGAGCAUCCCGCAGUCGUUAGGCAUGUGAAGCGUUUGCAGGAACUGGGAUUAAAAGACCCCUGGGUGAGAAAUUACGUGUGGGUUUAUUCACCCCGCAUUUACAAAACACCCUGGCAACUGUGUAAAAGUUGCUUCUUCAAUCGGCUGCCACAGGGGCUUGCAAUCGCUGUUGCGUACACCAUCGGACAAACAGCCUUUUUGAAGUGGUAUAAUGAAAGGGGCUACGGUGAAGCGCACGCUCAUUAG